Messenger RNA from Exophiala viscosa, 2399 nucleotides. RefSeq lists its product as uncharacterized. NCBI's taxonomy places the organism in Eukaryota, Fungi, Ascomycota, Eurotiomycetes, Chaetothyriales, Herpotrichiellaceae. The transcript has 3 exons. The record is from RefSeq and is a predicted model, not a curated record. The coding region runs from base 378 to 1934 and encodes 518 amino acids.
GGUAAGAGAGGCUGGGUUUGGGCAGCAGUGGGCUAAUGGGCUGUACUUGAACUCGAAGGUCUUAUGGCGGCGGCGGCGACGUCAUCAGCCCACCCCGAAACUGCACCUUCUGCCCUCUCCUACUACUUGCUUUAAGUGUGCCUUUCCAGCCCUCGAAUGUGCUCUACCAGAUCGGUACCUAGGUACGCAGUCGUCAAGCAACAGACAUUGUGUAAGAACUCAGUGUUGAUGACUUGGCAUUAAGUCUGCAGUGGAAUCUUCGCUUAUUCGUCUGACCGACACCAAGUUUGCUUUGCUUCCGCUUCGACGGAAGGCCCGUACCUCGCCCGAUCGACGCUCGGAUCCCUUCCACGAACACGAGAUCAGCGGCAAUCACCAUGUCUAGGUACCGUUCUGAUCCUCGCUAUUCAGAUGGCAACCUUGCCUACCGCGAUCCGCCGCCUCAGCGAUGGGAUGCCGACCGCUUUGUACGAGAACGAGAGGUUCGUGUGGAACAACAACGACCACCCUAUGCCGAUUACCCACCACCACGCCGCGCACCCGUGUACGAAGAUCAAAGGUAUUACGAGGAAGAGCGAUAUGGCCCUCGAGGUGUUACAGAACGCAGAUAUUUUGAAGAGACCGAUUAUUAUGACCCGCGGGCUCAACGAGGCCAGAUGGUCCCCUAUGCUCCUGAGCGGCCUUCCAGACCAGAAGCGCCCCCCAGACCAGGCAUUAUUCGACGUCAGUCAAGCCUGGACACCUUUGAUCGCCGACCUAUGCGACGCUACGACGACUAUGACGAUGGGUACAAACCUCAAAGAGCGCCGCCUCCACGGGAAUUGAUUCCCGUGCGAGCGCCUUCGCCAAAGCGACAGUAUCCGAGAUAUGAGGAACAAACAUAUGACGAUAUUCGUGUGCAGGAUCCUGAUCGUUAUGGCGACGAUGGGUUUCGAGAGUAUCGUGAACGGGAAUGGGUGACGCAGAGACGAAGAAACAGCAGCCCAUCACCCGACCGCCGCACCGUUAAAUCGGAGGUCAUCGAGAAAGAGGAGAUCAGGGAAGUCAAAGAAGAAAAGCCUUACCCUCGCCGCGGAAAGACGCGAAUGCCCAAGCGACUUGUUCAGACCAAAGUACUUUACGACCUGGGUUACCCCUACUACGAAGAGGACGAACGUACCAUCAUCAUCGAAAAAGCAUUAGGUCCAGAUAAUAUCGACGAGAUUUUUGCCAAGAGCAGGGAGUAUCGGGAGCGAGAUGUCACGACUACUCGACUGAUUGAAGCUACUCCCACCGAGGCAGCCUCAGCGAGAUCACGAGCGCCCAGUAUGCGUGGCGAUGUGGUCAUCGAGAAGACCGAGAAGAUUGAGCAAUUCAAGACUGUGCCCUUGUCGGAAGCUCCUCGAUCAGUCCGCGAUUGGGACGCUCUGUCAGUUCGUUCCCCUCGUUCCCCAUCCCCCAAGUCAGUCCGAUCCCACUCUAGAAGAAGAUCGAGACGCGAAUCGUCCCCUGGCGUCUUCAGGGAGACGGUUUUCGAAAAGAAGGAGGUGAUCAAGGAGGUUUCUCCAGCACGAACGCAGAAAUCCAGCACUACUCGACGCAGAGGAUCUUCUGUCAGCGAUGAGACAGUCAUUGAGCGUAAGGUCUAUAAGGAAGAAGGAGGUGCCGAGGAUUCGAACUCGGUCCACAUGGGCCCCCUGGCUCUCGUCGUUGACAGAAACCCGCGCAGCGAUCGCGAUAUCAAAGAGGAGAUUCGACGGCUUGAGGCUGAGCGCCGAGCAUUGAGGCGAGAACGCAAAUAUGAACGUGACGAUCGCACGGAAAUCGUCAAGGUGGAGCGUGUACGCGAGAGAUCUCCAUCACCUCGCAACGAAGUCAUCAUUGAACGGCGAGGUGAUGAGAUCCUUGAAGUCAAGAAGGACCGGAGAGGUAGGAUGUCGCUUGUGGCCAAAUGAAGUAACAAUUCCUGAUGGCGUAUUUAAGCAGGUCGCUCACGCUCGACGGCGCCAAACCCUGGCAUCAUCAAAGCCAUGAUGGCAACGUUAACCUAACCCUGCUUUUUUUUGGAAGGAACACUUGGGCAUUCGAAGAAUUCUCGUGGGGGAGACGAGGGAUAUGCUUGGUAUACUUGCGCAAUCUGGAGUCAAGUUAUGAGCAAGCAGCCGACUUCGGUCAAUGCAACAUAUGGUCAUUACGAGCAACAUUGCAUGCAGCCACCGCCAGGAUCCUGCGAUAGUCUGGUAAUGCUGGACACGAGUAAUGAAUCGAUGACUAGGAAAGAUGGAACAGUUCUACCUGAUCAGAAACGAGUUUCUUUGUGAUAUAGCGGAGGAGUUCUCGAAUUCAACUUUCGCCUUCUUUGGGUAGAUUCAAUUUAUAAUUCAUCGUAGCAAGUACAAUGCAACGAGAAGUGACCUUAA